GGUUGGGACCUCCGGCUGCAGGUCCGCUUGGGCUAGACGCGCGAGCACAGGCAGCCGGUACGUGGUAGUCGGCUCGAUCUCCGCAGUCCCCGCCGAGCCCCGACCCUCCCGGCCGCCCUCGCCUCACUUCGCCGCCAUGCGCCUCCGCCGCCUAGCGCCGUUCCCGGGUGUGGCGCUUCUCCUAGCCGCGGCCCGCCUUGCUGCUGCCUCCGACGUGCUGGAACUCACGGACGCCAACUUCGAGAGUCGCAUCUCCGACACGGGCUCUGCGGGCCUCAUGCUCGUCGAGUUCUUCGCGCCCUGGUGUGGACAUUGCAAAAGGCUUGCUCCUGAGUAUGAAGCUGCAGCUACCAGAUUAAAAGGAAUAGUUCCACUAGCAAAGGUUGAUUGCACUGCCAACACAGAGACCUGUAAUAAGUAUGGAGUCAGUGGCUAUCCAACCCUGAAGAUAUUUAGAGAUGGUGAAGAAGCAGGUGCUUAUGAUGGGCCUAGGACUGCUGAUGGAAUUGUCAGCCACCUGAAGAAGCAGGCAGGACCCGCUUCAGUGCCUCUUAGGACUGAGGAAGAAUUUAAGAAGUUCAUUAGUGAUAAAGAUGCCUCUGUGGUGGGUUUUUUCAAGGAUUUAUUCAGUGAAGCGCACUCUGAGUUCCUAAAAGCAGCCAACAACUUGAGGGAUAACUACCGAUUUGCACACACCAAUGUUGAAUCUCUGGUGAAGGAGUAUGAUGAUAAUGGAGAGGGCAUCACCUUAUUUCGUCCUCCACAUCUUACUAACAAGUUUGAGGACAAAAGUGUGGCAUAUACAGAUCAGAAAUUGACUAGCAGCAAGAUUAAGAAGUUUAUCCAGGAAAACAUUUUUGGUAUUUGUCCUCAUAUGACAGAAGAUAAUAAAGAUUUGAUACAAGGCAAGGACUUACUUAUGGCUUACUAUGAUGUGGACUAUGAAAAGAAUGCUAAAGGUUCUAACUACUGGAGGAACAGAGUAAUGAUGGUGGCAAAGAAAUUCCUGGAUGCUGGACACAAACUCAACUGUGCUGUAGCUAGCCGUAAAACCUUUAGCCAUGAAUUGUCUGAUUUUGGCUUGGAGAGCACUACUGGAGAAGUUCCUGUUGUUGCUAUCAGAACUGCGAAAGGGGAGAAGUUUGUCAUGCAGGAGGAAUUCUCGCGAGAUGGCAAGGCUCUAGAGAGGUUUCUUCAAGAUUACUUUGAUGGCAACCUGAAGAGAUAUCUGAAGUCUGAGCCUAUCCCAGAGAGCAAUGAUGGGCCUGUAAAGGUAGUAGUAGCAGAGAAUUUUGAUGAAAUAGUGAAUAAUGAAAAUAAAGAUGUGCUGAUUGAAUUUUAUGCCCCUUGGUGUGGUCACUGUAAAAAUCUGGAACCCAAGUAUAAAGAACUUGGAGAGAAGCUCAGCAAAGACCCAAAUAUUGUCAUAGCCAAGAUGGAUGCCACAGCCAAUGAUGUGCCUUCUCCAUAUGAAGUCAGAGGUUUUCCUACUAUCUACUUCUCUCCAGCCAGCAAGAAGCUAAGUCCAAAGAAAUAUGAAGGUGGCCGUGAAUUAAAUGAUUUUAUUAGCUAUCUACAGCGAGAAGCUACAAAUCCCCCUAUAAUUCAAGAAGAAAAACCCAAGAAGAAGAAGAAGGCACAGGAAGAUCUCUAAAGCAGCAGCCAAAUAUACCACUUUGUAAAAGGACUCUUCUACCAGAGAGAUGGGAAAACCAUUGGGGAGGACUGGGAUCCAUAUGGGAUUAUAACCUCUCGGGGCUGAGAGGACAGGAUGGAUAUAAUCUGAAUCCUGUUAAAUUUUCUCUAAACUGUUUCUUAGCUGCACUGUUUAUGGAAAUACCAGGACCAGUUUGUGUUUGGUUUUGGGAAAAAUUAUUUGUGUUGGGAAGAAUGUUAUGGGGGUGGGGGGAUUUGAGUUGGGGGGUUAUUUUCUAAUUUUUUUUGUACAUUUGGAACAGUGACAAUAAAUGAGCCCCCUUUAAAGUGUUGUUUUUCCCAUGGAAUGAAGAAUCAAGUUUCUUUAGACUGUUACUAUCCAGUAAAGCUUUCCCCAGUGAUGGUAACAUUUUGUAAUCUUCAUUGUCCAAUACAUGUAGCUAUGGAGCAUUUGAAAUGUGGCUAGGAACUACCUUUUUAAUUUUAAUUCACUUAGCCACAUAGUGGCAUUGCCAGACAUGGUGGCACAUGCCUAUAAUCCUGGCAACUCAGGAAGAUUGCAAGUUCAAUUCCAGUUUGGGCAACCUAAUGAGACCUUGUCUUAAGAUAAAUAAAUAAAAAGGGAUGAGGAUGAAGCUUAGUGGUAGAGACCCCUGGGUUCAAUCCCCAGUACCUUAAACAAAACAAAACAAAAAAGCCAUCACAGUGGCUAUACACUAAUUGCUAUAGCUAUAGAAUAAUUGAUUGGGUCCAAAGUUCUCAACUCUAAAUCACUCUGAAUUUCUCUAUUCCUACAUGUUUAUUGCCUGGUUGUUAUAUGUAAUUUCUCAAUUUGAAAAUGAGUUGAUUAGAAAAGGUAAAGGGUCUUUCCUGUUGGGCUGUUUCUGGCCCAGUCCGUGCCCUAAGGAUGCGUUAAUGCUAAGCUUUCUGCAUGUUUAUACCUCCCAAAGACUGUUCUUUGCCCAGAAAUGCCCUGCAUGGGUGUGGCACCAGGUUGGAGUUGCAUCCAAGUUGUUUCAGGAAUUGCUGACACUAUUGGGUGUGGUCCAUUAACUUCACUCUCCAGUGGAACUAGGGAAAGCAAUAUCACUCUUGUGACUGUAAGUGAUCCUAUAAACCCCUGUGUUCACAAAAGGAGAACUUUCUUACUGUAAUCUCUAGUUCAACUAUAAGAUGGAUUUGGUAAAGCCUUACAGCAAAAUACACAUGGAUCAUGCAUAGUAAAGAUAUUGCGGUUGGGGAUAUAGCUCAGUGGUAGAACAUUUGGUGCGGCCUGGGUUCAAUCCUUAUCAAUGCAAAGGAUAAUUUAAAAAAAGACACAUCUAAACCAUAAUCUUAAGAGAUUUUAAUUCAUAACAUCUGAGCCAGGGGCUGGGGAUCUAAUUGUUUAGAGAGCGCCUGAAGCAGUUAGAUGUAAAGGGUAAAAAUCACUGCUUUGGAGGAUUUAAGGAAAAUAUAAAAACUUGUACAGGGGCUGGGGUUGUGGCUUAGCAGUAAAGUGCUUGCCUAGCACGUGCAGGGUGCUGGUUUUGAUCCUCAGCACCACAUUUUAAAAAAAAAGUAUUGUGUCCAACUGCAACUAAAACAAAAAAAUAAAUAAAUAAAACUUGUACAAAAACACAGAA
Molecule: messenger RNA, 3281 nt
Organism: Marmota monax (woodchuck)
Lineage: Eukaryota; Metazoa; Chordata; Mammalia; Rodentia; Sciuridae
Gene: Pdia3
Product: protein disulfide isomerase family A member 3
Exons: 13
Coding region: 137-1654 (505 amino acids)
Biological process (GO): protein folding; response to endoplasmic reticulum stress
Cellular component (GO): endoplasmic reticulum; cell surface
Molecular function (GO): protein disulfide isomerase activity
Source: RefSeq, a predicted model, not a curated record